AUGGAUUCCCAACCCCAACAAGCUAAAUAUACCUUCGUAAACCAACAGUCCCAGCACCCCCUCGGAAACUCCGCAAAACCAAAAGUAAAGAGGAAUCAAGGGCCGCUUUGGACUGAUAAUGAAGCCCAGCUUCUGACCGACGAGGUGCAAAAGAAGCUUGUCAACGAAGACUACCGAUGGCUUGAUAUCUGUGACACGAUGAGUAGGGAAAUGGCUCUCCGCCUUGGAAAGGCCUCUCGCAAGUACACAGAAUCCUCCAUCAAGAGUAAGUACAGAAUCAUGAAGCGUCGUGGCCUCGACAAAUCUGGAAAUGCUUCCAAAAGGCAAAAGAAGGACGCAGGCAAAGGCCUUCAGUCCGUCAAACAAGGAGCUCCGAACGCCUCAGAUGCGGAUGCGCUUCCCCGAGGAUCUGAAAAUCAUCUUGCGUAUUCUAUCGAUGAACAACUACAAAAGGAAGGAUUUGAGAUGGAAGGACUUGAAUUUGAAAACCAAGAUAUGGAACAAGCUACCCCUACGUUGAGUCCUGGUACAAUAUAUGAGCGUUCCGAAAACCCACAGGUCGGAUUUGAGGUUGGCAAUUCCCGAAUACCAACUCCAAGUGUUCCUCAACAUUUUGGACAAUACACCAGUAAUGAGGUUUACCAAGCUGAGCAUGGACAUACACAUAGCAAUGGUUCCGCCCUUGAAGUGCUGGACGGACAUCAUAAUCAAAAUCAUACCAUUAAUUCCUUUCGAGGCCAUGUCUAUCACAGUCCGACUCCUGGGAACACCCUACGGUCACCAAAUCACGAACCGGUUCCUUCGCCUACAGAGCCUCUUGGACUAAACCCGGGAUUACAGGAAGGAUGCGAUAUCAGAACAGCAGAUCACAGAGUCUGGGGCAUGACCGAGCAAACCGAAGAGGAGUUUCUUCAGACUCUUGAGGAAUUACAGAAAUGGCAGCAAGCAUAUUUGGCAGAGGAGAAUAUAUUUGGAGAAAACGGCGAAUUCUAA
Molecule: messenger RNA, 993 nt
Organism: Hymenoscyphus albidus
Lineage: Eukaryota; Fungi; Ascomycota; Leotiomycetes; Helotiales; Helotiaceae
Source: the annotation of a GenBank genome assembly